Molecule: messenger RNA, 1800 nt
Organism: Folsomia candida
Lineage: Eukaryota; Metazoa; Arthropoda; Collembola; Entomobryomorpha; Isotomidae
Product: ATP-dependent RNA helicase eIF4A
Exons: 6
Coding region: 322-1263 (313 amino acids)
Biological process (GO): cytoplasmic translational initiation
Cellular component (GO): cytoplasmic stress granule
Molecular function (GO): translation initiation factor activity; ATP binding; RNA helicase activity
Source: RefSeq, a predicted model, not a curated record
AAUGGCACUUCUAACGUCACGAGAUUUACGUUUAUCAACGUUUUCGUAACGUUAUCAUCAUGCACACAGUCGUGAUUUUUGUGCAAAGAAAAUAUACCAGGUGUGAUGAGAAUUUUUUUGUAUCCUUCCUUUACCAUUCUGCAGUUCCAGUUCAAUCAAGCAGCAGAGCUUUAGUUACUAACUAAAGAUUUAUAUAAUGUCUGAACAACCGUAAGUCAACUCAUAAACAACUGUUUUUGCAGACAAGGAGAACCAUCCCAGUUCAAAAGUGUGCUAAACGCUGUUCCAAUACGUCCUCUUGGAAGCCACGUAACAGCCAGAAUGGAUAGGCACGGUGCCAUUAAAUCGGACAAAAAUCAGACAUGUUCCACAUUCGACGAGAUGAAUCUCAACGAGAAUCUGCUGCGCGGGAUCUACGCGGCUCGUUUUGAAAAACCAUGGGCCCUCCAACGCCGCGCCAUCAUGCCGUGCCUCACUGGGUGCGACGUGAUUGUUGCAGCGCAAGCAGGAGCCGGAAAGACGGCCACGUUCUUGAUCGCAAUUCUUCAAAAUAUUGUCCCAGAUGUCUCUCAAUGUCAAGCGCUUAUUCUCACGCCAACUCGCGAGGUGGCGCAACGUGUAGAGGCGGACGCUUUGGCCCUUGGUGUCUACCUGAACGUUUCUUGUCGCGUAUGCGUCGGAGGAACGGCUAUCCGCGAGGACCAGCGAACAUUGGAAAGCGGUGUCCAAAUCGUGAUUGGAACCCCGGGUCGUGUCUACAAUAUGAUCGAUCGAGGCUCUUUGAAGAUUGAUCACAUCAAAAUGUUCGUUCUUGAUGAGGCUGAUGAAAUCAUGUCGCGUGGGACUGUUCGCAACAUUGUUAAUUUAGUCCAUGUGAUUAGUAGUGAUGCACAAAAGCUUCUGUUCUCAUGCACUGUGCCCCUCGAGCUGUACGAGGUGGCGUCCAACUUUAUGCGUGAUCCUGUAAAAAUUAGCAUCACGUGGGAGGAGCUGAUUCUUAACAGGGUGACGCAGUAUUACGUCAGCGUGGAAAAAAAGGAGUUGAAGUUGGACACAGUGUGUGACCUCUAUGACACGCUGUCUCACAAGCAGAACGUAAUUUUCUGCAACUCCCCAGCGAUGGUGGACUGGCUGGCGGGUCAGAUGAGAGAGAAGGGCCGCACAGUAUCAUCCACGGUAUCGGCUAGAGUAUUGGAAGGAAAGACGAAUUUGUCACCAUGUCCAAUUCCGUGGAAAAGGCGUCGCCAUCAGUUUCAUAACUGACGGAGAUUACGACACCAUGAAAUCCAUUGAGGACUUCUACCACACAAAAUUCAUCGAAAUGCCGACCAGUGUAGCCGACAUUUUCUAUUGUACUCAAAGGAAUCUUUUAACCAACUUCAAGCCAAAUAUAUUUGAAAAGAAGCCUUAUAAAAACUAAAAAAACAAUUUGACGAUGAAUUAGAUAAGAGAGAAGAUAAAUUAUCUGUAAUCUAGGUGUAUAAAUGUUUCAAUAUAUUGAUAAACAUGGAUUUUAUUAUUUGUAAUUGCAUUCAAUUUGAAAGUUUCGACUACUUAAUUUUUAAAAUAUUCUAAACGUAUUUGAUAGUGAUAUUCAUUUGCUUAUAUGAACGACCAGUCGGUAAUAAGGUAUGUAACUACUGAUCGGUUUCACAAGUUUUUAAUUUACAUUCCCUAUCAUCCCAAUUCAUUUGUAUCCAAGGAUGUGCUGAGAUUUUACAACCAUUUUGUACUCAUGUUCUCAAAUUAAGCCUUUUCAUGAUUCAUUGACCUAAUAUAUGUACAUGUCGCCUUCUCAAU